AUGUCUGUUGCAAUAAACCCCGACGCUUCAAAAGGUGCCACAGAAGAACAGACCAGCGCGCAAAAAAUGUUAAUUGAAAACAGUCAACUGAUUGAAACUAUCGCUGAAUAUCAGAGAAUGGGUAAAAUAGAGGAUGCUGUGAAGUAUCAAGAACUGUUACAUCAAAACCUUACUUUCUUGGCUGAUCUUGUAGAUCCCCAACUAACUGCUCAAAUACAGGCAAGUUCAAUCCUUUAUGGGAUAACGCUUCAAAGUUUAGGAAGUCACCGCACCACAACCGCUUCCUCUCUCUCAGCAGCACGAGCCUAUUUCAGUCAAUGUUGAUCAACCUCACCAGACGUUAGGAGCGCCAUCUUCGAAUCCACAACAAUAUUACUCCCCUAAUUACCCUCAACAAAGGACGCCCAGAAUGACCUAA
Molecule: messenger RNA, 418 nt
Organism: Bursaphelenchus xylophilus (pine wood nematode)
Lineage: Eukaryota; Metazoa; Nematoda; Chromadorea; Rhabditida; Aphelenchoididae
Source: the annotation of a GenBank genome assembly